AAUUGAACGUGUUGAUGCACUCUAAAUGUCUUUUUUACCGGCGCUUAGUGUAAUUUUGACCAUAAGUGGCAUCUCGGUGUUUAGAAAACAGCUGUUGUAAUGUCUUGUCAUUCGGCCCACAAGCACAUGCAGCCCCAUGCCUGGUACUUCUGUGAGCCAAGGUGCCUGUGAGCCAAGGUGCCUGUGAGAGGUGGUGCCUGUGAGCCAAGGUGCCUGUGAGAGGUGGUGCCUGUGAGAGGUGGUGCCCGUGAGAAAAGGUGCCUCUGAGCCAAGGUGCCUGUGAGUCAAGGUGCCUGUGAGAGGUGGUGCCUGUGAGACAAGGUGCCCGUGAGACAAGGUGCCUGUGAGACAAGGUACUUGUGAGCCAAGGUACCUGUGAGCCAAGGUGCCUGUGAGUCAAGGUGCCUGUGAGAGGUGGUGCCUGUGAGACAAGGUGCCCGUGAGACAAGGUGCCUGUGAGACAAGUUUUUCAAGAAACUGGUUUUCUUGGUCUUACAAUUAUGACUAGUCGAAGAAAAACAGCGGAGAAGAGUAUUAAUGAUGAACAUUAUCAUUUGCUUAUGCAUGACAGAACAGAUGAGAAAUUACAUCAUGAAGCAAAGGGAGAAGGAUUAGGAAGUGACCGAGGAAAUGUUAUGUUGUUGCUUUUCUUGUAUGUGCUUCAGGGCAUACCUCUUGGCCUGGCAGGAAGUAUUCCCAUGAUUCUACAGAACAGACAUGUACCAUAUAAAGACCAGGCCACCUUCAGUCUAUCGUUUUGGCCAUUCAGCAUCAAAUUAUUAUGGGCACCUCUGGUAGACUCUGUUUACUUUAGAAAGAUGGGGCGGCGUAAAUCCUGGCUAGUACCAGCUCAGUACCUAAUAGGUGUGUUCAUGCUGUUACUUUCACCAGCUGUCAACGAGCUUUUAGGAGUGGGUUCCGAUCACCCUCCUAACGUGACCAUCAUCACAUGUGUCUUCUUUGCUCUCAACUUUUUGGCUGCAACUCAAGACAUUGCAGUGGAUGGCUGGGCUCUCACUAUUCUCUCCAGAAAACAUGUUGGUUGGGCAUCGACUUGCAACUCUGUCGGGCAAACUGCUGGUUACUUUCUAGGAUAUGUUGUAUUUCUGGCUCUAGAAUCGAAGGACUUUUGUGUAAACUACCUCGGUCAGGAAGACUCCUUAGUAACUCUUCCAGGCUUCCUGUAUUUUUGGGGCAUAGUAUUCUGUGUAACCACAACUGCAGUGUGGAUAUUUAAACCCGAGAGAGACGACUUAGAGGUUGAAGCUGAUGAACCCCACUUUGGAUUGCUUGGGACGUACAAAAUUCUUGGUCGUAUCUUGAAGAUGAGGACAAUGCAAGAUUUGAUUUUAGUAUUGCUAACAUGCAAGAUUGGUUUUGCUGCUGCCGACUCACUGACAGCUCUGAAGCUGACAGAAAAUGGUGUUCCCAAGGACCGGUUAGCACUACUGUCCAUACCCCUGACCCCUGUCCAGGUGCUCCUUCCGUUUUAUAUCUCCCGCUACACUGCUGGACCCAAGCCUCUCAAUCCAUUCAUGUUUGGCUAUCCAUUGAGGUUGGGAAUAAUUGUUUGUUUUUAAUUCUUUUGUACCCAAUAUCUUCUUAUAGACUUUAAUAUUCCAAAUUUGAGAUGGAAGAUGAUAGAUUACAAUGCUUUUCUUUAAAAACUGUAAAGUAACCUAGACUAACAUUCAUGCAUCAUAGAGCUAAUGAGACUUAGAAACAAGUUCGUGAUAAACCAACAUAACUGAGCCAACUAGAGAUAAUACUCUUGACCUGAUCUUUAAGGGUAAUGAACAUGUCAGGUACAACCCAAUCUUUAAAGUACUCGGAUCUCAUCCUAAUUGAAGUAAAGCCAAAUGUUAAUUUAUACAAUGUGUCCAAAACGUGUAUACAAUGGGAUGGGGUGUUUAAUAAAUCUAAUUUCAAUAACUGGGAUAUUGACUGGGACAAAAUAAACUAUGAAUAAUUCAACAUUCCCUGGGAAACUCCUGAGCUCUAAAAUUUCACCACAAGACAUAAGCAAAUUAAAUGCAGAAACAUACAAAAUCUACACUAAACAUAUCCUUGUGAGAAAGAAAAGAAAUAUUUAACCUAGAGACCACAGAACACUUAGCAGAAGGAAAUAUGAUACGUAAAUACUUAAGUGACCGUGAUUGUCCCAGCAAAGAAAAGCAAACCUUACAGAGAAAUCACAAAGACAAAGCAAAGGCUCAUGCCAUAAUGAAGAUAUACAAAAAAUAACAGAAAACCCACAGAAGAAAUAGAAAAAACUAGAUGUUCAUAUUUACAUAUACAAAGAGCAAAUCAAAAAGCUCUGCAAGCACACAAGGCCCCUUACUGACAAGUGGAGGUGCAUACUGAUAACGAUAAAAAUAUCCUGAAAGAACAUGAAUCUGUUUAGUAAUUACAAUGUACACCAUGAAAAUAGAAGUGCUUGAAAGCUUUCUUGGUGACCCCCCCCUAUGGUAUUUCCCCAAGCUACACUGGUGUACCUCUCAAACCUUCAGUACUGCAGCAGGCUCUGUUAGUGCACAGAUACCUCCCAGGAACAUGUACCAGAAUCUGAGCCACUCAAUAGAGGGAAAGGGUAGUCUGAGGU
Procambarus clarkii (red swamp crayfish) is the source of this 2602-nucleotide messenger RNA. The record is from RefSeq and is a predicted model, not a curated record. Lineage: Eukaryota; Metazoa; Arthropoda; Malacostraca; Decapoda; Cambaridae.